UGUCCGCGCGUGUGACGUCACUACCCCGCGCCGGCGGCACGUUGGAUCCCUGGCAUAGCGGGGUUUACCGAGGGCAAAAAUGUCUAUGGCUAGUGAUUUCUACCUGCGCUACUACGUCGGGCACAAGGGCAAGUUUGGGCACGAGUUUUUGGAGUUCGAGUUUCGGCCGGACGGGAAGCUUAGAUAUGCCAACAACAGCAAUUAUAAAAAUGACGUGAUGAUCAGAAAAGAGGCCUAUGUCCACAAGAGUGUAAUGGAAGAACUGAAGAGAAUUAUUGACGACAGUGAAAUUACGAAAGAGGACGACGCUCUAUGGCCGCCCCCUGACAGGGUUGGCCGGCAGGAACUUGAAAUUGUAAUUGGGGAUGAACACAUUUCUUUUACCACAUCAAAAAUAGGUUCGCUUAUUGAUGUAAAUCAGUCAAAGGAUCCCGAAGGCCUCCGUGUAUUUUACUAUUUGGUACAAGACUUGAAAUGCUUAGUCUUCAGCCUCAUUGGUCUACACUUCAAGAUUAAGCCAAUUUGAAUCGGAUGUUUUUGAGGUUAUUUAUAUAUUUAAUUAAAGGAAGGGUUUUUCUAUUGACAAUUUUGGGAUUUUUAUGAAUGUGAAACUUUUGUAUAUAAACUCACUAUAUGAAAAAAAACAGAUUACAUGGUUUUCAUUUCUUGGCGCCACAUAGAAGAGACAGUUCCUAUAUAUAAUUGAUUCUGUAAAUAAAAGCCAUUUUUUGUUGAAAUUUUGCUCUAAUAAAAUGUACCAAAGCCUG
Molecule: messenger RNA, 767 nt
Organism: Grammomys surdaster
Lineage: Eukaryota; Metazoa; Chordata; Mammalia; Rodentia; Muridae
Gene: Magohb
Product: mago homolog B, exon junction complex subunit
Exons: 5
Coding region: 80-526 (148 amino acids)
Biological process (GO): RNA splicing
Cellular component (GO): exon-exon junction complex; catalytic step 2 spliceosome; nucleus
Source: RefSeq, a predicted model, not a curated record